AUGGCUCCCCAAACAAGGUCCUCAAGGCGGUCGCCCAACCUCGGCUCCAAGCGCAGAAGACCACGGUCACCCCCGAAUGCAAAAGAGCCCACAGUAAGACCUGACGAGAAACGCCCACGUAUCGAAGGUAGCUUUCAGGCUUCAGACGAAGUCAGCCCUCCUACAGACCGGAGGGCCUCUAAACGUAAACGAAGUACAUCUUCCCCUGUUGAACGAGGUGAUACAGAUACAAAAAAACCUCCCAAUAAACACCUGCACAUUGAAGACCAUGCCGAAGCUCCAGACGCGACUACGUUGCCCGAUCCACCCCCAGCCAGGACGACAAGUAAACUCCGAGAUCAAACCCUCAACGAGCCGCAGAAGCCCAAGAGGAGACUGCGACGUCAGCAUUCCCCAAAACCUCCUGAUUAUGAUGCUGAUGAUGCAACGACCUCUAGUCAUAAUGGUGUUGCCACAUCCCCCUAUCAGUUUCGAUUUCGUUUUAGUGAUACACAGAAAGAGAAACCAUCUACAUCUACGGACAAUGCUUCCGCGUUUGACAGUCCUCCCCUCGGUUGUGACUCGGCCACCAUCCCCCCAGCCAGCGGAAUGGAUGUUCCAUCUUCUCUAGCCAAUAUUCCAGGCAUAGAUGUCAGUGGGAAUAUCGGCGAAUCCGCGUUGUUAGUUUCUGUGGGCGUCGAGUUCUGUGAGGAUCUCAGCAAGCUUGCCAUGGAUCGCAGAGGACCGGUACCUGGCAGCGUCGAGGUUUACAAGGAUCUCAGCGAGCGUGGUCGGUCGGCUUCGUUGGAUUACAAAGUCGAGAUACCUGCCAACGACGAGGAUGUCACUGUAGCUGCUUCUAGUAGGCCUGAAGCACUGGCCCACGACGACGAGGAACCCAGCGAGGGUCUCGAUGAACCAAGCUUGAACAUGUCUGGUGUUACCACAGUUGGCAGAGCGCUCGCAGCAUCACAAGUUGGCGAUAUCAUCAGCAAUCUGGCAACCCGUCACCGGGCGUCGAACGCAAGAGUCCACAAUGGUGACUUGCUCCAGGAGGUUUCGUUCAACAACAUGGAGUGUGCCUCAGUCCCUGUUGAGAAUGUCCCUAAAAAUCCAGCCACCCGCGAUAAUUCGCUUGUGACCCCCGGGAUCUCCAUGCUCCAGGAAACUCCCAUCCCUGUUGACAACAUUGCGAGUGAUUUAGGUACCCCCAAGGGUUCCACUAUAAAUUCUGGAGUUCUGGAUGCCCGCGCUGCCAGAGAUCUGGUUAUUGGCCAUGCUUCACCAGCAAUGGCUGGAAUCCCCGUUUCCAAGGAUACUUCAGUCGACAAGUGCGUCACUACCGUGCGCGAGGCUUCAACUACCAACCCUGAGAUGCCCGACAUCAACAUGCGCCAGGACACAGCACCCACUGAUAUUGUCCCCAGCGAUCUAGCUACCACUCGCGAGGCUUUGAUUGUCAACGAGGAAGUAAAUGCACCCCAGGACACUUCACUCCGUACACCAGCACUCACUAACAUCGACACCAGCGAAUUAGCGACCACUUGUAAGGCUUCAAUUGUCAACAAGGAAGCCAGCACACCCCAGGACACCUCACUCCGUGACCUGGAUCGUACACCAGCAUCCACUGCCAUCGUCCCUAGUGAUCUAGCUAUUGUUCACGAGGAUUCAAACGUCAACCCUGCGAUCUCCAAUGUCAACAUUCCGCAGGAUACUUCCGUCGAUGACCUCGAUGACGACGAGCGGGGAUGCGCAUCAGCACACGUUGCUACUGCUGCUUGCGAAGGUGCCAUCGUCAAUGAGGAGAUCGCUGAAGUCGACGCGCCAACAAUUGUGACUGCCACUCCUGAGGUUUCGAUUGUCGACCUAGUGAUCCCAGACAUGUCCCAGGACACAGCACCCGUUGACACCGAGAUUUUGAUUGUGGAACCUGUGUUCCCCGACGUCAACAUUCCGCAGAAUACUUCUGUUGAUGACCUCGAUGAUGACUGGGGAUGUGCAUCAGCACACGUUGCUACUGCUGCUCGCGAAGGUGCCAUCGUCAAUGAGGAGAUUGUUGAAGUCGACGCGCCAGUAAUUGCGACUGCCACUCCUGAGGUUUCGAUUGUCAACCUUGUGAUCCCAGACAUGCCCCAGGACACAGCACCCGCUGACACCGUCAUAGCUACCAUUCCGCAGGAUAUUUCCAUCGAUGACCUCGAUGACAACUGGGGAUGCGCUGCUCGCGAAGGUGCCAUCGUCAAUGAGGGGAUUGCUGAAGUCGACGCGCCCCUGGAUACUGAUUUCGAUGACCUCGAUGACUGGGGAUGUACACCAGCACCUAUUGCGACUAUCACUCCUGAGGUUUCGAUUGUCAAUCUUUCCAUCCCCGGAGUCGACAUGUCCCAGAAUACUGCACCCACUGAUACCGUCGCCGCUCACACUGGCAAGAUCUCAAUUAUGGAACCUGUGUUCCCUGAUGUUGACAUGCUCCAGGAUACUUCAUUCCAUGACUGGGGUUGUUUGCCAACACCCACUGACAACGCUGCCAGUGAUCUUGCUUCCGCUAGCAAGAAGGCUUCGAUUAUUGACGAGAGGAUCACCGACGUCAACAUGCCUCCGGACACUUCACUCGAUGACUGGGGACUUACGCCAGCACCCACUGACGAUACCGUCAGCGAUGAAGCCCCUGUCAACGUUGGGAUCCCCGAUGUCGUUAUGCUCCAGGACAUUCUACCUGAUGACCGGGGACUCACACCAGCACCCGUGGGCAAUGAUGUCAAUACUGGAUUUCCCGCUGUGGACAUGCCUCCGGUCAUUGACAUGCGCCAGGAGACCUCGCUUGAUGACUGGGGGUGUGCAACAGCACCCAUAGGCAACGCCGCCAAUGCUGGAAUUCCCGCUGUGAACUUGCCCCGUGACGUCAACAUGCGCCAGGAGACCUCGCUCGAUGACCGGGGACCCACACCAGCAACCAUGGGCAACGCCGUCCCCACUGUGGACCCGGUUCCGGACAUCGACAUGCGCCAGGAGACCUCGCUUGAUGACUGGGGGUGUGCAACAGCACCCAUAGGCAACGCCGCCAACGCUGGAAUUCCCGCUGUGAACUUGCCCCGUGACGUCAACAUGCGCCAGGAGACCUUGCUCGACGAUUGGGGGUGCGCACCAGCACCCAUGGGAAAUGCUGUUAACGUUGUGGACGUGCCUCCAGACAUCGACAUGCGCCAGGAGACCUCGCUCGAUGAUUGGGGGUGCGCACAAGCACCCGUGGGAGCUGUCAACGCUGUGGACAUGCCUCCAGACAUCGACAUGUGCCAGGAGACCUCACUUGAUGACUGGGGAUGUGCACCAGCACCCGUUGGCAACACUGCCAGAAAUUUGCCCACCACUAGCAAGUGCUCCGCUGUAGAUUCCGACAUUGAUAUGCCUGAGUGUGAACCCCCCAAUGACCUUCGGAGUACCGAUGAGUGGGGAUGUGCAAAGGAACAACAACCUGUUAAGGGUCUUCCACCGGAUGUUUCUACUCGACCCCACAGAUCAAGAGCUGCUCCUCAAGAUUGUCCGCUUGGGGAUAAAGGAACCAGAAAGCCACCGCCCAAUCCCUGGGCAAGCAAUGAAACAUCCUUCUUUGCCUCGGAAGAUACUCUAUCGGAUGUUAACGACGUCGCCUCUGAUGCUGAUGACGAGAACGAUGAAGCUGAAGACGAUAGGGACGAUGUCGAACCCGAAGAGGAAACCAAACCCGAAAACACAAACUCGCGACAUGCCCAAUAUGAUCCAUGUUUUGGUCCUAAGUGCGGACGCAAAGCCGAAGCUGGCUACGACCACAGUCGUGUCUACUGUUGCUGUCCCAGAGAACAUCGCCGCGAUUGCCCAUGCUUUGACCUGUUCGAAGCAAACCCGCCACCUGAUUACAGCCAUAAACACCAAAGUCGGGAACACACCACCUUGAUGGCAGACGUCAGAGAUUUUUGUGAUCAACAACUGUUGGGGCUUAAAGGAUGCGGUGAACAUCAACGUGGUUUAAUACGCGUACCCACGCCUAAAGCACUCGCCGGAUUUGCUCAAAACCCACAAGGUGCCUCGCAACCAACCCUCGACCCCUUCUUACUUGAUCUCGCUAGCGAGGGUUUGUCCACUCCUUGGAACAGGCGGGCGAGGGAACUCUUCGCUCAACGAUUCGUUGAGUUAGACGAAUUUCAGUGCAAGGAUCUGAACCUCGUGGAGUCCUGCUUCAAGACUCACCUUAUUCACCUCAAGCAUCUCUACACAAAACAGGAACGUUUAUCCUCUAUCGACUCCGAGGAGGAAUUAGUCUCGCGUGAUGCCAUGGUUGCCAAAGCCGUCGAACGUAGGCGUCGAAGUUUGCGUCAUCGACGUGCCAACGUAUGUCGACUCCUUGCUGCGGGAGACUCGUCGAUGCAAAGAUUUGAACCUGUGUGGAAGAUCAUGCCCUGGUACGGUGUUAGCGGCGAUGAAACGGACCAUGCUUCGAAUAGGCAUGAAGAACAAUUCGCAAUUACGCAUCUCCCAUGGCGGUCUCAGGACAGCGAAGUAACUCAAUGGUUUAGGACAUUUGACUACCUUCAUAUGUCUCUUCGUUUCACCGAUGAUGAUCGUCCAGGACCUGGGAGGUUUCCUCGCGUACGAGUGCCCUCGCGUCGUCAGGAGCAGCGCAAUAAAACACCUCCUAAAGGACUUCCGAUCAACUUCUAUGACCCUGGCUACUUAGCUAGCCUAGACGACUUCGAACGCAAGAAACUUCGUAUGGCUCCACGAAUGGAUUUGUCCUUCUCUAAGAGAGUCAAGUUUGUCGCGAAAAGGUUCAAGAAAGUGCAGACGCGGGAUAUGCGACCUCUACAUCCUGAUGACCCGUCAUUGCAGGUUUAA
This is a messenger RNA of Pleurotus ostreatus (oyster mushroom), 4848 nucleotides long. RefSeq lists its product as uncharacterized. The transcript is spliced from 11 exons. Lineage: Eukaryota; Fungi; Basidiomycota; Agaricomycetes; Agaricales; Pleurotaceae. The record is from RefSeq and is a predicted model, not a curated record. The coding region runs from base 1 to 4848 and encodes 1615 amino acids.